CUAUAUUGCACUCUAUAUGCUGUUGCACACUACGGCGCUAAUGCAGCACCUCAUCUCCUCCUCGCACUUCCAUGUCGGCUUUUCUGUUGCCAUGUACCUGUGUACGCGACGGAACACCAACUGACAGUCACUUUUGUCCGUGGGCGCUCACCCGCCUUCAGGUCUUGGGGUACUUGCAGAGUAUAUGUACUUCGUACACGACACCGUUAAGCUUCUCGUAUCCGCCGUCCCCCCUUGCUCCGAAGACGCCACCCUCAAACGACGUUACCCCCUUCGUCUAUAAGGCUGGUUGGCAUAGUAUAUGAACUGCCCACAAACAGCAAUGCCAGCUCAAAUUCCAGUCCACCUCCUCCUUGCAUUGCCUGGAUCUGGUCAAACCCAUUGUUGUCGCGCAAUCAAUCCCUUGGCCCCUUCCACUCUGUCCGUCGGUACCGCUGCCCUUGGUUCCACAAUCGACAUGUCUAUCCUACUUUCCCACCCACCUCGUGUAGCUUGGCUUGAAAUGCUUUCCUAUGUGCGUCAGAGAUUUUUUUUCUCUUUUCUCAGCUUUUUCCUUCACGUCUCUUCCUUACACCAUCUACGGACAAAUCUUAGAUCCUAAGUCCGCCUGUGAGCUCUUCGACUGCCCGAUAAGGUGGCAAGCAAGGGCAAUGAUUCCUCCGCGAUACUAAUUGUCCCAUCGCCCGCCCCGCCUUCCACUUCUUUCGUCCCGGGUUCCGGACUCGACUGAGGUUUUCACGAUGCAUCCAACUGCGACAACCUUUGCAAUCAAUUGAUCCCAAGACCCGCAAGCAUGCGUUCGCGCCCUGCUCAGCCAAGCAUCACCAACACCCUCAGCUUGCAAACUUUUCGUAAUUUUUACAUUCUCACACCGCGUCCCAAACAAAUGACUGAAGGAAUAGCACAAUUCCAGUCAUAUCAAAGCCACCAGAGUGUCUAUACGACAAUUGGAUGGUUGUUUGCAGCCGAAACUCGCUAACAAGCUGCACACGUUUGGCGGGGGAAAACACGUCCCUCACAGUCGUAUUCUCCAGUGCCUCGAUUCGGCACGUGGGUGUCAAGCCGAUCACUGCAUGUGAUAAUGUGUUCAAUGAUGUGAUUUGCAAUGGCGGCACUGUAUUAACACGUAUUCCCAAAUGCAAAAGACACCCACGAUGCUGAAGAAUCAAAACUUUGCAUAUCGUUGC
Periconia digitata is the source of this 1187-nucleotide messenger RNA. The record is from the annotation of a GenBank genome assembly. NCBI's taxonomy places the organism in Eukaryota, Fungi, Ascomycota, Dothideomycetes, Pleosporales, Periconiaceae.